AUGGAGCAGAAAGUCACGGUUCUCUACGGCCAGGACGACUUCUCACUGGAAUGUCUGGCCUACGGAAACCCCAAGCCUCGGAUCCGCUGGCGGCGGAAGGAUACAACCUUGUACUGGGAGAACCCGCUCCGGUUCCACCGGGUACGCUACGACGUGGAGGGGACGUAUCAGUGCGUGGCGACCAGCGAUGGCUUCCCGCAGGCUAUCAGAGAUGCAGACGUUGACGUCGUCGGAAGACCCAUCAUGGUGGGGAAGCGGGCGGGCAGCAUGAUGUCGGUGAUAUCUGGUGGGAUAGCGAGGCUGUCGUGUGACGUCAUCGCGGACCCCCUCGGGGAUAAGAUAGUGUGGAUCUGGCGCGGCACCCAGGGACAGGAGAAGGAACUACGGUCCGGACACAACGGCAUGGCCAUCGUGGAGACUAAGGGCGGCCAGAGCAAGUCUUCAGCACUCACCAUCUCCAUGGUGUCAAAGGCACACGAAGGAACCUACACGUGCAAGGCUUCCAACAUGUUCUCAACGGUACAGAGGGACAUCAAACUUGAAGUGAAAGAGACGAGCAAGACGCUGUUUAUCACCAUCGUUGUGGCAGUCUCGGUGACUGUUCUUGCCGUCAUUGCCGUGAGUUGUUUACUAAUCACCAAACGACGAGGGCAGAGACACAACAAGAACCGCCCAGCACUAAGAUUAAAAGAAGCAUCUCGCCCGAUGCCACCAGUCCCGAAGUACGUCAAACAAACCGGCACCAUUGACUCCGGUGUGGAGGACCUGGAGCUACAGGAGAUGGACGGCACGCUCAAACCGCGGCCUCCGCGCAGAGUGGACAAGACAGACUGGACAUCAGUGGGCCUGACCUACUCCGAUUAA
Branchiostoma floridae (Florida lancelet) is the source of this 864-nucleotide messenger RNA. Its product is annotated as kin of IRRE-like protein 1. The transcript is spliced from 6 exons. The record is from RefSeq and is a predicted model, not a curated record. The coding region runs from base 1 to 864 and encodes 287 amino acids. Gene Ontology annotation, molecular function: cell adhesion molecule binding. Gene Ontology annotation, cellular component: cell-cell junction. Gene Ontology annotation, biological process: cell-cell adhesion. Lineage: Eukaryota; Metazoa; Chordata; Leptocardii; Amphioxiformes; Branchiostomatidae.